AAGUUAUGCCUUUGCCGCCGGCACUUUUGGCCCGGCUGAAAAGACUGGCUGCUGAGGACAACGAAGAAGUUCUAGUUGAAGAUUACUCGGCGGAAAAAGACGCCAGCGAUGCGGAAGAAGACAAUUCAUCUUCAAGCAGCGAUGACGACACGACUGAUAAUGCAGAUAAAAGUAGCCUCAGCAAUACCCACCUCAAAUCAGCAGUACCGAUCAAAUCGGCACUGAAAUCGUCUUCAUCAUUUAAGUCGAAGAAAUCAGUAGGGGUCGUGACCAGACCGAUUAGCCCCCCUCGAGGACCAGUUGAGGGGUGUCCGAAUACUUCAAAUCAGUACCACGAAUGCUCUUUGUAUUGUAAACAGAGGUAUGGAUUGAAAACAGGUGAAGAAUUGACAAUUGGGAAGCAAGUGAGAAAAAGUGUGGGCUUCUCGGGAGAUACAAAGGAGCCGUCGGACAGUUCGUUUCCGAGGCCGGAAGAUGAGGUCGAAGAUAAAAUUCCACUGCCUUCGUUUUGGAUUAAAGUCAUCGAUCCUAAAAGUGGCUAUUCGUACUAUUGGAACAGAGAGAGUGAUCUGGUCACGUGGUUACACCCUCUGGAUGAAGAUGCAGUCAUCACUCUGGCAGCAUCCAAAUUAGCCGAAGCAGUAGCUGCGAAGAAGUUAGCCGAAACUAAUAAGCAAAUCACCCUGCAGAUAAAAUCAACCACUGCCUCGAAUGCAACAGAAGCUAAUAAAGAUGAAAGCGAAGAUGAAGAUGGGGAUGAGGACGAGGAGCCGAGGCUGUGCUAUUUCACCCGAAAACGCAUGACCAAACCGCCAUCCUCCAACAAAAUAGAUGAAGUGCGUGAACCAUUAACGUUACAACCGAACCAGACUAAGAAGAUGAAGGGGCUCCGUCCCCCGAAGAGACCCAAAGUGGAUGCGAACGAGGAACUGGACCCCAUGGACCCAGCUGCAUAUGACGAAUCAGUGCCCAGGGGUACUUGGUCCACUGGACUGAUCCAGCAGGGAGCCAAAGCGGCAGACAGUACAGCAGCCGGGCCCCUCUUCCAACAGAGACCCUACCCUAGUCCAGGCGAUGUUCUGAGGGCCAACAGAGAACAACCCAAUAGCGAUUAGCUGCAAACUGCGUCUUGUCUUCUAUAUAGGAGCAGAAAUGGAGUCACAGUUAAAGAUCGACGAGAAAUGAUUUUGUGUUGAUGGAUGUUAGUCGAAAAAAAACUAACAGAGCUUUAGCUUCGCGCAUACAAGCAAAACUUAUAUCAAAUUCUUGUUGUUUUCACAAAUGUCACCUCGAGGCAGAGAGAUUGAAAAGUUGAGAUAUUGGUUCAAAACUGUAUCGUAUCUUUAGAUAGUCUUGUUUUAUUGUUUGUUUUUAAAAGAAAUGAAUAAAAAAUGU
Molecule: messenger RNA, 1395 nt
Organism: Symsagittifera roscoffensis
Lineage: Eukaryota; Metazoa; Xenacoelomorpha; Acoela; Convolutidae
Product: polyglutamine-binding protein 1-like
Exons: 7
Coding region: 6-1115 (369 amino acids)
Biological process (GO): alternative mRNA splicing, via spliceosome
Cellular component (GO): nuclear body; cytoplasm
Molecular function (GO): protein binding; ribonucleoprotein complex binding
Source: RefSeq, a predicted model, not a curated record